Messenger RNA from Emiliania huxleyi CCMP1516, 1323 nucleotides. RefSeq lists its product as hypothetical. The record is from RefSeq and is a predicted model, not a curated record. Lineage: Eukaryota; Haptophyta; Isochrysidales; Noelaerhabdaceae. The transcript has 4 exons. Bases 1 to 1323 code for a protein of 440 amino acids.
AUGGCGGCCGACCAGCUGAUAUGGACUCUAAAAUCUCUCUCUCUCUCUCUCUCUCUCUCACACACACACACCUUACCCUGCCUCAACUACUCGAAGUACGUCGGUACAACAGGCAACGCUGUAUGUGGACUGCUGAAAAUGUCAGCGUCGGCCACCGUCACGGACGAAUGCUGGGGCCACUGCCGUGGGACUGGCAGAGGCUUUGGAGAGCGCCGUGGAGGCAGCGGCGGGCUUUCCUUUGAGGCCUCGGUUGCCCUCACUUGGGACUUUAAGCGUCGGGUCCAGCUCGUCCGCUCGCCCACCAUCCUGGUAGUGCUUCCACACUGCGUCGCACGCCGGGUCGCCGUAGUCGCCGUGCGACGGGCUGGCCUCGAGCUGCGAGGGAGGGCAGAGCAGGUGGAGCGGAAGGCGCACGCGCAGGCGAGGCGGAGCGCCGCGUCGGACGCGCUGCUCUCCAGCGUGCGCGGCGACCUCGCCUUCAACAAGCAGCUCAACGAGCAGCUCGUCGCCAACCAGGCCGCGCUCGGUGGCACCACGCCCGCCACAAAGAGGCCGCACGAGUCGGAGGCGGCGAGGAAGGAGGCUGCGGCUGCGCGUCACACCGACGACACCUUUCUCGGCAAAGACGGUCGUCCCCGCGUCCGGCUCGAGCUCGACAUCGUGGAGGAGAUCAUGCUUCAGCUCUCUCCCAAGGUCAUGGCCGUCGCCGCACGCGUCAACCGGCACUUUCUGCAGGCCGUCGAGCGCGCGAUUCCUGCGCGGCUGCGGCCCCCGCCGCCCCCGCCGAAGCCCGGCGAGCCGCAGCUGCCCAACGACCCGCGGCGGCGCAACCUCGGCCUCGCGGUCGAUGCCGACAAGAAGGUGACGACGGAGCUGCUCUCGCAGCUGGAGAAGCAAGUGAAGCAGGUGGACUUGUCAGGACAGAUGGCCUGGCGCAUCGCGGUCAACGGGAAGCCAACACCUGCGUGGGCCCAGCGGAACAAGUCGGCAGUGGAGGCAGCAUUGCGUGCAAGCGGCCCCUAUUCGGAUCCCAUCCAAACUGACCUGUGCGUGUUGUUCCGCUUGAUGCCCGCCUCUGUGGCCGAGGAGCACGUCGAGGGCAUCGGCGCGGUUCUUGCGCGGAUCGCGGAGAGGGGCUCCGGUUCGCAUUUCCAGAUCGGCAUCCUGCUGGAUCUCCUCGCAAAGCUGUCUUUACCAGCCCUCGUGGGCAUCCGCGCCAAGAUCGACGAGUGCCGGAGCGCAUGUCUGGCAAACCACGCGCUCAACCACCUCGCGCCCAAGGUGCGAGCGCUCCUCGCCCAGGCCGACGGCGCGUCCAUCUGA